This is a messenger RNA of Phragmites australis (common reed), 1029 nucleotides long. RefSeq lists its product as uncharacterized. The record is from RefSeq and is a predicted model, not a curated record. The transcript has a single exon. NCBI's taxonomy places the organism in Eukaryota, Viridiplantae, Streptophyta, Magnoliopsida, Poales, Poaceae. The coding region runs from base 1 to 1029 and encodes 342 amino acids.
AUGAAAUGUGACCUGUACCUCAAGAUUGUUCAGGCAGUUGCGGACCACGAUCCGUGGUUCCAGCAGCGGAGGAAUGCUGCAGGAGAGCUCGGGCUGUCGCCGUUGCAAAAAGUAACAGCGGCGUUUCGCAUGCUCGCGUACGAUGCUCCCGCCGAUUCUCUCGAUGAGUGCCUCCGGCUAGGGGAGGCCACUAUCAUUGAGAGUAUGAGGCGGUUUGUGCGAUCCGUCGUAGGGGUGUUUGGCGACCAGUACCUCCGCGCUCCGAACGAGGAGGACACCGCGCGCUUGAUUGCUACAAACGAGCGAAGAGGGUUCCCCGGGAUGCUCGGAAGCAUCGAUUGUAUGCACUGGAGGUGGAAGAACUGUUCCACAGCGUGGGCCGGUUCCUACACGGGACAUGUGAACUCUCCGACGAUCAUCCUAGAGGCAGUGGCGUCGCAGGACUUGUGGAUUUGGCAUGCUUUCUUCGGCAUGCCUGGUUCGCUAAACGACAUCAACGUUCGGCACCGCUCCCAUCUCCUCGACAAUCUUGCCGCUGGCGUGGGUCCCCAGGUACAUUACUCCGUUAACGGUCACGAUUACACCAUGGGGUACUUCCUGGCAGAUGGUAUCUAUCCGGAAUGGGCCACCUUCGUGAAGCCAAUUCCUUGUCCAGUUGGGAGGAAGCGGCAGCACUUCGUCGUUCAGCAGGCGGCGUUACGGAAGGAUGUCGAAAGGGCCUUCGGGGUCCUGCAAUCUCGGUUUCCCAUAGUCAGGGGAGCAACGAGGCUAUGGGACGAGGAAACACUUCACAACAUCAUGACCGCCUGCAUUGUCAUGCAUAACAUGAUAAUCGAAGAUGAGAGACCUGAUGGGGAUGUCGAGCACGUGUACGAGGGUGCCGGUGUUCCAGUGGAGCCAUCACACACCCCAUCCGCGACACUUGAAGCAUUUGCCCAAAGGUAUGGGAUGAUAACUAGCAGGCAGGGGCAUCACCAGCUCCGUGAGGAUCUUGUCGAGCAUCUGUGGCAGUUCCACGGAGUCGAGUAA